AUGCCGCGCUCCAUGUCCUCCACAGGUGUAAGCACCGCCGUCAUGACUUCGCAAGAGGAGCCAGUUCAGCGAUUGCGCCGCCCUGCUUAUGGCACUUUUGAGGAGCAGCGCCAGCGACGUCACUCAUGGCACACCAGACCCUGCGUCCAGGAAGCGGAAAAUUUCCACUUGUUGCUUCGCAACUUCCUGGCCGACCUCAAUUGCAGACUGGACUUCCUCGAAGAUUAUGGCCACCUCAAGUACGACGCCGGCGUUGAGUAUGCCUACACGACGCUCCUCACCGUGCGCGAAUCAUGCUCGAAGAUCUCUGACGGCGCACUCGAAGCUGGACGCCGGCAAGCCUCGGUCUUCGUUGAAACACUGGAGGAGCGGUACAAAGAAGCGCUGGAGUCGCAAGAGACACUGGGCGAGAAGGUCAUGGAGGGAAUACAGUUGAUGGACUCGUAUCUGACCGAGUUUGAGACACGCGCAUAUGCGCUUAAGGAUGGUACGCUUGGCUCGUACGCCCACGACAUGUACGAAAGUGGGCGAAGGAAAAUGGACGAGGGUCUCGAAGCUGCCAAAGGUGUUGUCGACAGCGGUCUUGACAAGGCUCGCCGCGCCCGCGAAACUGUGGAGAUCACGAUCGAAAACGGUGUUCAACGUGCGCUGGCUCGUGCAAAGGAGCAUGGCUUGAUCCGCUACGACGACCUGCCUGAACCUUGGAGGAUCAAUCCUCACAUCCUCAAAGGCUACCGAUUCUCGGAAGGUAAGUGGGCGUGUGUGCGCUCUGUAUUCGGCUUCCACAACGAGCUCGUGAACAUCUGGUCUCAUCUGCUUGGGUUCAUCAUGGUUCUUGCUCUGGCCUUCUACUUCUACCCAUCCAGCGUCAACUGGAACCAGUCAACCAAGACCGAUAUCUUCAUUGCUGGUGUAUUUUUCUUCGCAGCAUGUAAAUGCCUUGCGUGCUCGACUAUCUGGCACACCAUGAGCAGCAUCUCGGAACAGAAUCUGCUUGAGCGCUUUGCUUGUGUGGACUACACAGGCAUUUCACUGCUUGUUGCAGCUUCGAUUCUCACCACGGAGUAUGCUGCCUUCUACUGCGAGCCUGUCUCUCGCUGGUCGUACAUGAUCCUCACAGCUGCUCUUGGCGUGGGAGGUGUUAUUCUCCCAUGGCAGCCAACAUUCAACCGCGCCGACAUGGCCUGGCUGCGUGUCGCCUUCUACUGCUCCCUAGCUUUGACGGGAUUCAUUCCUUUCUUCCAGCUAUCUUGGACUCGUGGUCCUCAAUGGGCGCUCUACUUCUAUGCGCCGAUUACGAAGAGCUUGAUCGUGUACAUUACCGGCGCAGUGCUGUACGCAACCAAGUGUCCCGAGCGCUGGUGCCCUGGCCUCUUCGACUACUUCGGCUGCAGUCACAACAUCUGGCACAUCGCUGUGUUGGGAGGUAUCUUCUUCCACUACACAGCUAUGCAGGCUAUGUUCACUUCUGCAUUGACUAGGGCACAGGUUGGCUGCUCGGUUUACUAG
Didymella exigua CBS 183.55 is the source of this 1509-nucleotide messenger RNA. RefSeq names its product adiponectin receptor protein 1. The record is from RefSeq and is a predicted model, not a curated record. The transcript is spliced from 2 exons. NCBI's taxonomy places the organism in Eukaryota, Fungi, Ascomycota, Dothideomycetes, Pleosporales, Didymellaceae. Gene Ontology annotation, molecular function: signaling receptor activity. The coding region runs from base 1 to 1509 and encodes 502 amino acids. Gene Ontology annotation, cellular component: membrane.